AUGUACUUCAAGUCCACCCUCUCCCUUGUCUUGGCUCUCGCUGCUACAACUGCCGUCUCGUUAUCGUCCCUCCAGGGGCGUGCCGAGGCCCGCAUCGCCCGUCGUGUCAGCGGCGCGAACAAGUUGCGCUCUGAGGGGGGCGAGGAGGUGAACAGUACAGACUGGGCUGGCGCUGUCAUUAAUGCAUCUCCAGGCACGUUCACGAGCAUCGCGGCGUCUUUCACGCUUCCGACGCCCUACGUGCCCGAGGGCGCAGACCCGAGUGGCAACUACUCCGCGGUCAUCGUGGUCGGCAUUGACGGCAACACCUGCCCGACCGCUACCCUUCAAGCUGGUGUCGUGGUCUCCCUUGAGGAUGGUCAGCCGUCAUAUACUGCCUUGGCCCAGUUUUCCUCUCCCCUCAACUCAGCCACUUUCCCGGACAUCAGCCUCUCUGCAGGCGACCUCAUCGCAGUCGGUGUCACCGCGGUGAACGCGACAUCAGGCAUGGCGGUCAUCAUCAACCAGAGCACGGGUGAGUCCGGCUACGUGAGCCUCACCUCCCCUGACACCCCUCUGUGCAUGAUGGACGGAGAGUGGAUCGUAAGGUUUGGCGACGAGCCCCUCCCCAACUUUGGCACGGUCGUCUUCACCUAUCCGGUCGCCGAGACUCCCUCAGGCCCUGUCGACGCCUCUCACGCGAACAUCACCGAUAUUGUACAGGGCGACACUUUUCUUGCCUACGCCUCGAUCUCGCCCUCGAGCGUCUCGGUCACCUUCGCCUAA
Phanerochaete carnosa HHB-10118-sp is the source of this 765-nucleotide messenger RNA. RefSeq lists its product as uncharacterized. Bases 1 to 765 code for a protein of 254 amino acids. Gene Ontology annotation, molecular function: glutamic-type endopeptidase activity. NCBI's taxonomy places the organism in Eukaryota, Fungi, Basidiomycota, Agaricomycetes, Polyporales, Phanerochaetaceae. The transcript is spliced from 3 exons. Gene Ontology annotation, biological process: proteolysis. The record is from RefSeq and is a predicted model, not a curated record.